This is a messenger RNA of Apodemus sylvaticus (European woodmouse), 1191 nucleotides long. It is a transcript of the gene Ifng, whose product is annotated as interferon gamma. Gene Ontology annotation, molecular function: type II interferon receptor binding. The transcript is spliced from 4 exons. Gene Ontology annotation, biological process: immune response. Gene Ontology annotation, cellular component: extracellular region. Lineage: Eukaryota; Metazoa; Chordata; Mammalia; Rodentia; Muridae. The record is from RefSeq and is a predicted model, not a curated record. The coding region runs from base 91 to 561 and encodes 156 amino acids.
UCUAGAGAAGACACAGCCGCUGAUCCUUCAGACCCUCGGACUUAAUACAGGAGUUCUGGGCUUCUCCUGCUUCGGCCUAGCUCUGAGACAAUGAAGGCUACUCACUGCCUCUUGGCUUUGCAGCUCUGCCUUAUGGCCAUUUCUGGCUGUUACUGCCACGGCACACUCAUCGAAAGCCUAGAAAGUCUGAAGAACUAUUUUAACUCAACUGGCAUAGAAGAUGUGGAAGAAAAGAGCCUCCUCUUGGAUAUCUGGAGAAACUGGCAAAAGGACGGUGACACAAAAAUACUUGAGGGCCAGAUCAUCUCGUUCUACCUCAGACUCUUUGAAGUCUUGAAAGACAACCAGGCCAUCAGCAACAACAUAAGCGUCAUUGAAUCACACCUGAUUACCAACUUCUUCAGCAACAGUAAGGCGAAAAAGGAUGCAUUCAUGAGCAUCACCAAGUUUGAGGUAAACAACCCACAGAUCCAGCGCAGAGCUGCCAGAGAACUCAUCAGACUGAUCCACCAGCUAUCACCAGAAUCUAGCCUAAGGAAGCGGAAAAGGAGUCGGUGCUGAUUUGGGGGGUAGAGCUGUCACAAUAAGAAUAAUUCUGCCAGCACUAUUUGAAUUUUUAAAUCUAAACCUAUUUAUUACUAUUUAAAAUUAUUUAUAUGAAGAAUAUAUUUUAGACUCAUCAACCAAAGAAGUAUUUAUAGUAACAACUUACAUGUGAUAAGAAUGAAUUUCUAUUAAUAUAUGUGUUAUUUAUAAUUUCUGUGUCCUCAACUAUUUCUCUUUGACCAACUAUUCUUUCUGACUAAUUAACCAAGACUGUGAUUACAAGGUUGUAUCUGGGGGCGGGGGGCGGGGCAGCUGACCCGCUGACUGAACUCAGACUGUGGCUUGUUCAGUUACUUCACUUUGCCCACGGGGGACAUUUAGCACUGCAAUGAUCCCGUGAGGUGCUGCUGACAGGAGGAAGUGCCUACACUCUGGGCCAGUGCUUUAAUAGCAGUUCAGACAGCACUUCAAUGUGUCAGAUAGUACAGGCUGUCCCUGGAGGAAAGCAGUGUCUCAGGAGAUUUUGCACCUGGUGCUUCCAUAUACUGCUGAAAGCUGUGACUACACCUGAAUGACAAAUAACUCGCCCUUUUAAAGUUUAUCACUGUCUAAUUGCAUAUGAAUAAAGUGUACUUUUGCAACCAA